AAAAAGACUAAAAAAACAUGAAUUUGCCUUCGUUCACCCCUGGAAGGUUGGGCUGGAUUUAAUAUUUCAGAGCUAGGGUUCAAUUUUGAUUCUGGGGUUCGUGGCUUUCGCCAUUGAAGGCCGGCCAUCUUCUGCUCGUAAAGUUCUUCAAUCCCUUACCGUCCCCAUCUUCAUAUUCGCCGCGGCUGCUUAAAUUGCGCCCUGUCUUCAAAGAUUUUCGAGAUGGCAAGAGGCCCUGUGAAAAGACUCUUCUUUUAUCUGUGUUCAUCGUCCUCAUCAUCGAAAAGCUCACAUAGGUUCAGAUUCCUCUCAUCCUCAACCCGCUUCCACCGUGCCCAAUUCCCAGAACCAAUUAAAUUCCAAGAUUACCCCUCCGGCAAGCCCGGGUUGCUUCACCCGCUUCUGUUCUUUCCGACCCGUUCCCCACAUUUCACAAAGUGUGGAGCUUUAUGUUCUGGUGGGUACCCGUAUUCGACCAAGGUUGAAAAUGGCGGGUCUUGUUCAACUUCAGUGGAAUCCAUGGGCGAUGAACCUUGUUAUUUGGAAGCUGACAGCUUGAAAAGUGUGUCUGAGAAUGUACUUGAUUUUUCGGGUCGUGAUCCGGUAGAGAUUUACGGAGAGCUAAGGGGUUCUAAGAAGAGCAUCAAGAAAACCAGAGCAGAUUGGGAUGCUUGUAAUGAGAUUUUCAGGAGCUUUGCUAAAUCCGGAUGGGCAUCAAAUCAGGCAUUGGCUAUUUAUAUUGGGGCUUCAUUUUUCCCCACUGCAGUUAUUAAAUUCAGUAAAUUCUUCUUCAUGAACUCUAACACUGAUCUUGUCAAGUAUUUAGUAUCCCUCGGCCCUUCACAUGAGUCCGAGAAAUUCUUGUUCCCAAUUUUUGUUGAAUUCUGCUUUGAGGAAUUCCCAGAUGAAAUCAAAAGAUUUAGGUCAAUGAUUGAGUCAGCAGAUCUAACAAAACCACACACUUGGUUCCCUUUCGCCAGGGCAAUGAAACGCAAGAUCAUAUAUCACUGUGGGCCCACCAACAGCGGAAAAACGUACAACGCAUUGCAGAGAUUCAUGGAAGCAAAGAAGGGAAUAUAUUGUAGUCCACUGAGGUUGUUAGCCAUGGAGGUUUUUGACAAGGUUAACUCUUUAGGGGUUUACUGUAGCCUUAUGACCGGACAAGAGAAGAAAUCUGUACCCUUCUCUAAUCAUGUCGCUUGUACGGUUGAGAUGGUUUCUACAGAUGAGUUAUAUGAUGUGGCUGUUAUUGACGAGAUUCAAAUGAUGUCUGAUCCUUGUAGGGGAUAUGCCUGGACACGGGCUUUGCUUGGGGUAAAGGCCGAUGAGAUACAUUUAUGCGGCGAUCCGAGUGUUUUGAACAUUGUUAGGAAAAUAUGUUGCGAGACAGGAGAUGAUUUGGUGGAGAAAAAUUACGACCGGUUCAAGCCAUUAGUGGUUGAAGCAAAGACUCUCAUGGGUGAUUUGAAAAACGUGAGAUCUGGAGAUUGUGUUGUUGCUUUUUCACGAAGAGAGAUAUUUGAAGUUAAACUGGCAAUUGAGAAGCUCACGGAACACCGUUGUUGUGUUAUUUACGGAGCAUUGCCGCCUGAAACCAGGCGGCAUCAGGCGGCAUUGUUUAAUGACCCGGAGAACGAAUACGAUGUUCUGGUGGCUAGUGAUGCAGUGGGGAUGGGAUUGAAUCUGAAUAUCAGAAGGGUUGUUUUUUACAGUCUUUCAAAAUAUAACGGGGACAAAAUCGUCCCCGUUCCGGCAUCACAGGUCAAGCAGAUUGCCGGGAGAGCGGGCCGGAGGGGGAGCCGGUUUCCAGAAGGACUGACCACCACUCUGCAAUUGGAUGAUUUGGAAUAUUUGAUUGAGUGUUUGAAAAAACCAUUUGAUGACGUCAAGAAAGUCGGGCUAUUUCCAUUCUUUGAACAGGUCGAACUGUUUGCCGGGCAGCUUCCGAACUCCACCUUCCCGGAACUUCUUGAAAAAUUCGGAGGGAAUUGCCGUUUAGACAGUUUGUAUUUCCUGUGCAACCAUAGCCACAUAAAGAGAAUAGCAAAUAUGUUGGAGAAAGUCUCCGGAUUGUCCCUAGAAGACCGUUUCAACUUCUGUUUUGCUCCGGUCAACAUCCGAGACCCAAAAGCAAUGUACCACUUGUUAAGGUUUGCAUCUUCGUACGCCCAAAGCCUGCCUGUGAAUAUAUCAAUGGGGAUGCCCAAAACCUCCGCCCGAAACGAUUCCGAGCUGUUGGAUCUAGAGACCAGACACCAAGUGCUGUCCACUUAUAUGUGGCUAUCUAAUCACUUUGAGCGAGGGACAUUUCCGUUGAAAGUCUUCCGACUCCGAUACCGUCGUCCACAACGACUCAACGACCCUCUCAGAGACUGAUUUCGAACGACCUUCGGCCUUAGUUCUUUCCGGCCCUAACCAAAGACCAAGAAGGAUAAUAAUGAUGAUAAUGAUAUGGAAAGGCCGGAGAAAUCACCAGAACAGCGCAAGCGCAUUGCCGCAUAGUGUGAGGCACCUCUGCAUGACUUUGUUUGUAUUGGUCUCUUCUUAUGUCAGUCUUACACUCUUCUGUUUUUGGUUCGUCGUGGUCUGAUUGGCACCGUAUAUAUGCUCAAAAGAAGGCACCUAAAAACACAGAUUAUAUGGUCUGCUUUCCUGCCCAUGGAGCCAUUAUUCGUGCAUGGUUUAGUUCUUGGCCAAAAAAAAGCCAUGGAAUGGGCAACCUGUGCAAGUUAUGGAGCUCUAUUGCUGGUGGGAAAUGGCUGGCUGUUUACAUGGGGUUUCAUCAUCUUCUUCAUGGACCAACAAUAUCUUAAAGGAG
Cuscuta campestris is the source of this 2818-nucleotide messenger RNA. NCBI's taxonomy places the organism in Eukaryota, Viridiplantae, Streptophyta, Magnoliopsida, Solanales, Convolvulaceae. The record is from the annotation of a GenBank genome assembly.